AUUAAUGGCAGCGUUCAUGUAUGAAUAAGUGUUGCAAAAAUUGCAAUUUUAUCAUUUUCCAACACUGGACAAAUGUCAUGAACACAGACAUUCUUCUAUCAAAAAUAUUUAAAUAAAAAAAAUGGAUGAUAUAUUCUUUCCCACACAAAAAUCUAACAAUCUCAAUGAUUCCGAUGAAGUGGAUUUAAAAUUUUUCGAUUCUCACAAUGAUCACAAUAAAACCACCAGCGAAAGUAGCCAAAAUUCUGACUCGGACAAUAAACCAGAAGAUAGCAAGGAUUCGGAUCAUAAAACAGAAAAUUUAACGGUGGUAAAAAGAGAGCAAACGGAAAAUAAAGAAGAUUCGGAGGAUCAACAGUGUGUAAGUCGUAAACAAAAGUCCAAAAAGGAAUUGGAAGAGGAGGAAAGAGAAAAAAUGCAAGUUUUAGUGUCCAAUUUCACCGAAGAACAGCUGGAUCGCUAUGAAAUGUAUCGACGUUCUGCCUUUCCUAAAGCGGCUGUCAAAAGACUUAUGCAAACCAUUACCGGCUGCUCGGUUUCACAAAAUGUAGUGAUUGCCAUGUCCGGUAUAGCUAAAGUUUUUGUGGGUGAGAUAGUGGAAGAAGCUUUAGAUGUCAUGGAAGAAAUGGGUGAUACUGGCGCUUUGCAACCCAAAUAUUUACGUGAAGCUGUACGCCGUUUAAGGCAACGCAAUCGUAUGCCUAUAGGGAAAUUUCAAAAACCUUAUUUUAGAUUGAAUUGAUUUCAUUAAGUAUUGUUUUUUUAGAUUUAGUUUUAAUUUUUUCAAUAAUUUCAUGAAUUAAACUGCCAGUUUUAAGUUGAAUUUAAUAAAAAAUACAAAUAUUUUCUAAGAAA
Messenger RNA from Lucilia cuprina (Australian sheep blowfly), 855 nucleotides. RefSeq names its product transcription initiation factor TFIID subunit 11 (gene Taf11). Lineage: Eukaryota; Metazoa; Arthropoda; Insecta; Diptera; Calliphoridae. The coding region runs from base 122 to 742 and encodes 206 amino acids. Gene Ontology annotation, molecular function: protein heterodimerization activity; transcription coactivator activity. Gene Ontology annotation, cellular component: transcription factor TFIID complex; nucleus. Gene Ontology annotation, biological process: RNA polymerase II preinitiation complex assembly; transcription initiation at RNA polymerase II promoter. The record is from RefSeq and is a predicted model, not a curated record. The transcript is spliced from 4 exons.